AUGACGUCUAUUAUCAAACUGACUGCUGUGUCAGGGGUGCAGGAGGAGUCUGCCCUCUGCUACCUGCUGCAGGUGGAUGAGUUCCGCUUCCUCCUGGACUGUGGCUGGGAUGAGAGCUUUUCCAUGGACAUCAUUGAUGCCAUGAAAAGGUAGAAAGUCCCAUCAUAAUCUAAGCCAGUAGUUCUCAAUGGUGUACUUGGCAUAUCAAAAGGGAGUACUUGGGAAGACUCAGAACAUAGGCCUAAUGAUUGGGUACACAUCGGGCAGGGCAAAAUGUUAUUGGAGUUACGAAUUGAGAAUCUCUGAUGUAAGCUAUCUAGAAAUCCCCACCACAGUCUUAAUUGAAUGGACUCCUAAAGUCAACAACUAGAACUUUCCCCAGUCAAUCAGAUCUCUAACGGGCCAUUCCUUCUCCUCUCCAGGUAUGUCCACCAGGUCGACGCGGUGCUCCUCUCCCAUCCCGACCCCCUGCACCUGGGGGCCCUGCCCUACGCUGUGGGCAAGCUGGGCCUCAACUGCCCCAUAUACGCCACCAUCCCCGUCUACAAGAUGGGUCAGAUGUUCAUGUAUGACCUGUAUCAGGUGAGACAGAGGUGUGUUAACCUGGUCCCAGAUCAGUUUGUGCUGUCUUGCCAACUCUGCAAGACAGCACAAACAGAACUGUGACCAGGCUAGGGGAUGUAUGCAAUGUCCUAUGCCAGCUCUCCCAAACUCGGUCCUGGGGACCCCAAGGGGUGCACGUUGUGUUUUUUGUCCUAGCACUAGACAGCUGAUUAAAAUAAUCUAAGCUUGAUGAUUAUUUCAAUCAGCUGUGUAGUGCUAGGGCAAAAACCAAAAGGGGGGAAGUACAAGAGGUAACAAUGCACUGUAAAACUAUUCUCACUAUUGUGAUAUGUUGUUUUGGUAGUCACGCAACAACACUGAGGACUUCAACCUGUUCACCCUGGAUGAUGUGGACUGCGCUUUCGACAAAAUCCAGCAGUUGAAGUACUCCCAGAUUGUCAAUCUGAAAGGUCAGUAAUCCAUGUAUCAGUGUUACAUAAUGACUCAAUUAUAAUAUAUAAUUUAUAUUGUGCUGAGUAAUGUACUGUAUCUGUUCAAACCAUAACACUGGUCUACAGUAAUCCAUAUUUCCUAUUUGACAGGGAAAGGACAUGGUCUGUCCAAUUUCUAUUGACUCCUGUUUUAUUCAUCUCUUUGUUCUAGCAAAAAACACUGGUUCAAUUGACCUUUCUACUUUUUGUUGACAGGGAAAGGACAUGGUCUGUCCAUCACUCCACUUCCUGCUGGUCACAUGAUCGGAGGGACCAUCUGGAAGAUUGUGAAGGAUGGGGAGGAGGAGAUUGUUUACGCUGUGGACUUCAACCACAAAAGAGAGAUGUGAGUAGAGAGAGGGAGAUAGAUGUGAGUAGAGGGGAAGAGAGAGAUGUGAGUAGAGAGGAAGAGAGAUGUGAGUAGAGGGGAAGAGGGAUGUGAGGAGAGGGGAAGAGGUAGAUGUGAGUAGAGGGGAAGAGGUAGAUGUGAGGAGAGGGGAAGAGGUAGAUGUGAGGAGGGGAAGAGAGAUAUGUGAGGAGAGGGGAAGAGAGAGUGAGGAGAGGGGAAGAGGUGGAGGAGGGUGAGAGGGAGGGAGGGGGAAGAGAGGGGUGUGGAGAGGGGAAUGAGAGGUUUGAGAAGGGGAAGAGGUUUUAGGAGGGGGAAGAGUAGAUGUGGGAGAGGGGAAUUAGAUGUGAGGAGAGGGAAUGAGGUAAUGUGAGGAGAGUGGGCAUAAGGAGGGGGGAGAUGGGAAGUAGAUGUGAGUAGCGGGGGAAGAGGUAGGGAGGUAGAUGUGAGGGGGGAAGAGGUAGAUGUGAGGAGAGGGGAAGAGGUAGAUGUGAGGAGAGGGGAAGAGGUAGGUGUGAGGAGAGGGGAAAGAGGUAGAUGUGAGGAGAGGGGAAGAGGUAGAUGUGAGUAGAAGGGAAAGAGAGUAGGGCCGUCCCCGACCUAAAAAAACAAGAUAUUGGUCGACCGAGAGUCGUCUGUUCUUUCGACCAAUCAAUUGGUCUAAAUGUGAUUUUACAUUUACUUAUACAUCAUUUAGCAGACGCUCUUAUCCAGAGCGACUUACAAUCAUGUGUAUUUUUCCAUAUAUAGACACAUCCUAUGUGUUUUAAUCAAAUCAACUAUAUGCACUGAGCUUGUCUGAUGCUUUAAGUGCACAGAUGACUAGAGGGAGUCCGACUGCAAUUUAUUUGAUUGUGCUGGGCUCAGACUUGCUGUGCUGUGUUAAAAAAAAAAAAGACAGCGAGUGACUGUGUGACUAGCACCCGUUGUCUCUCUCCUCCCUGCUGCAGUGACCACCACAGCAUAUCAACAUGUUUAUCAUGCUGUCCGUGUUGCUGAACCUGCAAAAUAAUUACAGCCAUUUCUGACUGAACAGUUCUGUUAACGAAAUCCCUCAUUUGUUUAGGAAAAACAUUCCCUAUUUCCUCAAUCCUUGCUCUCUUUACGUGACACAUGUAUGCAUCGCAUGCACGUGACCAAUAGGGCCUGACCUAAUAGCAUAUCAUAAUCACAUUAAUAAAUUGGUUAUAACAAACUCUGAACACCGGAACGUAUGUGACAGCAAAAUGGAUGCAGAUGACGUGACAAACUGGAAACGGGGGAAUGUUUACUGGUUGCUCAGGAGGUAAAGGGGAAGUCAGAUGUGUGGAAUAAAUUUGACUAGUUGUGGAAAAUACUGGCGAUCAAGAAAAAGAAGGUAAGGAUCAAGCGAUGCGUGCAUAUUAUGUGUGCCAAACAGGUGCUGUUAGAUUACAAUAUAAUUUUUCUGACCUUUUGGAACAACACUAAAUAAAUAAUAAGCGUACCGUAGAGUCUGUACGUUUUAUUACUUUUUUGGAAAGCCUUUAUUACAGCAAAGACUAAAAACAGUCGCAUGCAUUCGUGAAUGCAGUUACCAACAUGGAAUGGUUUAUUUACUAAUUAUUCAAGGGUCGCUUUGUUAUUUUAAAACUAAAAUGCUUGAUUGCAUUUAAAGUCAUGAAUGACUCAUGCUGUGUGAUGACAUGAAUUAUUGAUUGAUACAGUAGUAGCCUAUAUACAUAUUGGAAUAUAGGCCUAAGUUACAGUAUUAAGUCUAAACAGGAUGCGCUCUUAAACCUACAGCUCGAUGGUGGUUAUACAAGGCUGGUAUACUAAGUCUACUAAUGAUAAUGACAAUGAUGUAAUGAUGAUCACAAUAAUAAUAGUAAUAAUAACAAUAAGAAGGAGAAGGAGGAUUAUUAUUAAUAAUAUUAUUUUUCUAACAAUCUGGAACAGUGUAAACAACACAAAAUAAAUCAUAAAUAAUACCAGAGAGGCUGUUCUAACGAAAAGAAAAGUGUAAAGCCUUUAUUACAGCAUAGCAAAGAUUAAUAACAGCCAAAUUCGUGAAAUUGUUUAUCAGACAUGUUGUGGUUGCGUGAGGCUUGGUCCGCAAGGAAUCAGUAGGCUAUUAAACAAACACUCGAGAUGUGAGAGGAGAGAUGUGAGUAGAGGGGAUAGAAAGAGAGAGAUGUGAGUAGAGAGAAGGAGAGAGUUGUGAAAAGUGAUAGAGAUGAGUAGAGUGAGAGAGAUGUGUGAGAGAGAGAUGAGAGAGGGAAAGAGCAUGUAUUGUAGCUGCUGAAAUGUAUUUUUAAACUUUCUUAAUGUUACCUCGUCACCAAUUUGUUGGCCGUAUUUUGUAUGUUCUAUUGGCUAGAGGAGAGGGGGAAAGAUGGUUAGUGUUUUCUGUUUCUUUUCUCCAGCCACCUGAAUGGGUGUACGUUGGAGUCGGUGAGUCGUCCCUCCCUCCUCAUCACAGACUCCUUCAAUGCUACAUACGUGCAGCCGCGUCGCAAGCAAAGGGACGAGCAGCUCCUUAGUAAGUUAAUCAACACUCAAUCAUCUGCAAUCCUAGCCUGGUCACAGAUAUGUUUGUGCUGUCUUACCAACUCUUGUGGUCACUGGCACGUCAUGACCAGCGGAGUUGGCCAGACAACACAAAGAGAUCUGGGACCAGGCUACAGUAAUACCUAUCGGUUGAAUCUUUAAAAAAAUACUGAUUGGCCAAUCGUCCGUCCGCCCCCCCCCCCCCCCCUUCAGCCAAUGUGAUGGAGACCCUACGCGGCGACGGCAACGUGCUGAUCGCGGUGGAUACGGCAGGCCGUGUGCUGGAACUGGCUCAGCUGCUGGACCAGAUCUGGAGGACGAAGGACGCUGGGCUGGGGGUCUACUCUCUGGCCCUGCUCAACAACGUCAGCUACAACGUGGUGGAGUUCUCCAAGUCUCAGGUCUGAGCAACACACAUUCCCUUUCAUGACAUUUACGUCAUUUAGCAGACGCUCUUAUCCAGAGCGACUUACAAACUGGUGCAUUCACCUUAUAGCCAGUGGGAUAACCACUUUACAAUGUUUUUUUUUUUUUGGGGGGGGUUGGGGUAAGAGGGGGGUAGAAGGAUUACUUUAUCCUAUCCCAGGUAUUCCUUAAAGAGGUGGGGUUUCAAGUGUCUCCGGAAGGUGGUGAGUGACUCCGCUGUCCUGGCGUCGUGAGGGAGCUUGUUCCACCAUUGGGGUGCCAGAGCAGCGAACAGUUUUGACUGGGCUGAGCAGGAACUGUGCUUCCGCAGAGGUAGGGGGGCCAGCAGGCCAGAGGUGGAUGAAAGCAAUGCCCUCGUUUGGGUGUAGGGACUGAUCAGAGCCUGAAGGUACUGAGGUGCCGUUCCCCUCACAGCUCCGUAGGCAAGCACCAUGGUCUUGUAGCAGAUGCAAGCUUCAACUGGAAGCCAGUGGAGUGUGCGGAGGAGCGGGGUGACGUGAGAGAACUUGGGAAGGUUGAACACCAGACGGGCUGCGUCAUUCUGGAUGAGUUGUAGGGGUUUAAUGGCACAGGCAGGGAGCCCAGCCAACAGCGAGUUGCAGUAAUCCAGAUGGGAGAUGACAAGUGCCUGGAUUAGGACCUGUGCCGCUUCCUGUGUAAGGCAGGGUCGUACUCUCCGAAUGUUGUAGAGCAUGAACCUACAGGAUCGGGUCACCGCCUUGAUGUUAGCGGAGAACGACAGGGUGUUGUCCAGGGUCACGCCAAGGCUCUUCGCACUCUGGGAGGAGGACACAACGGAGUUGUCAACUGUGAUGGCGAGAUCAUGGAACGGGCAGUCCUUCCCCGGGAGGAAGAGCAGCUCCGUCUUGCCAAGGUUCAGCUUGAGGUGGUGAUCCGUCAUCCACACUGAUAUGUCUGCCAGACAUGCAGAGAUGCGAUUCGCCACCUGGUUAUCAGAAGGGGGAAAGGAGAAGAUUAGUUGUGUGUCGUCUGCGUAGCAAUGAUAGGAGAGGCCAUGUGAGGAUAUGACAGCCAAGUGACUUGGUGUAUAGCGAGAAUAGGAGAGGGCCUAGAACUGAGCCCUGGGGGACACCAGUGGUGAGAGCACGUGGUGCGGAGACAGCUUCUCGCCACGCCACUUGGUAGGAGCGACCGGUCAGGUAGGACGCAAUCCAAGAGUGAGCCGCGCCGGAGAUGCCCAGCUCGGAGAGGGUGGAGAGGAGGAUCUGAUGGUUCACAGUAUCAAAGGCAGCAGACCGGUCUAGAAUGACAAGAGCAGAGGAGAGAGAGUUAGCUUUAGCAGUGCGGAGAGCCUCCGUGACACAGAGAAGAGCAGUCUCAGUUGAAUGACCAGUCUUGAAACCUGACUGGUUGGGAUCAAGAAGGUCAUUCUGAGAGAGAUAGCAAGAGAGUUGGCAAAGACGGCACGCUCAAGAGUUUUAGAGAGAAAAGAAAGAAGGGAUACUGGUCUGUAGUUGUUGACAUCAGAGGGAUCGAGUGUUGGUUUUUUGAGAAGGGGUGCAACUCUCGCUCUCUUGAAGACGGAAGGGACAUAGCCAGCGGUCAAGGAUGAGUUGAUGAGCGAGGUGAGGUAAGGAAGAAGGUCACCGGAGAUGGUCUGGAGAAGAGAGGAUGGGAUAGGGUCAAGCGGGCAGGUUGUUGGGCGGCCGGCCGUCACAAGUCGCAAGAUUUUAUCUGGAGAGAGAGGGGAGAAAGAAGUCAAAGCAUAGGGUAGGGCAGUGUGAGCAGGACCAGCAGUGUCAUUUGACUUAACAAACGAGGAUUGGAUGUCGUCAACCUUCUUUUCAAAAUGGUUGACGAAGUCAUCCACAGAGAGGGAGGAGGGGGGGGGGAUUCAGCAGGGAGGAGAAGGUGGAAAAGAGCUUCCUAGGGUUAAAGGCAGAUGCUUGGAAUUUAGAGUGGUAGAAAGUGGCUUUAGCAGCAGAAACAGAAUAAUAAAAUGUAGAGAGGAGUGAGUGAAAAGAUGCCAGGUCUGCAGGGAGUCUAGUUUUCCUCCAUUUCCGCUCGGCUGCCCGGAGCCCUGUUCUGUGAGCUCGCAAUGAGUCAUCAAGCCACGGAGCUGGAGGGGAGGACCGAGCCGGCCGGGAGGAUGGGGGACAUAGAGAGUCAAAGGAUGCAGAAAGGGAGGAGAGGAGGGUUGAGGAGGCAGAAUCAGGAGAUUGGAGGGAGAAGGAUUGAGCAGAGGGAAGAGAUGAUAGGAUGGAAGAGGAGAGAGUAGCGGGAGAGAGAGAGCGAAGGUUGCGACGGCGCAUUACCAUCUGAGUAGAGGCAGAGUGAGUAGUGUUGGAGGAGAGCGAGAGAGAAAAGGAUACAAAGUAGUGGUCGGGGAGUUGCAGUGAGAUUAGUAGAAGAACAGCAUCUAGUAAAGAUGAGGUCAAGCGUAUUGCCUGCCUUGUGAGUAGGGGGGGACGGUGAGAGGGUGAGGUCAAAAGAGGAGAGGAGUGGAAAGGAGGAGGCAGAGAGAAAUGAGUCAAAGGUAGACGUAGGGAGGUUGAAGUCCCCCAGAACUGUGAGGGGUGAGCCAUCCUCAGGAAAGGAACUUAUCAAGGCGUCAAGCUCAUUGAUGAACUCUCCAAGGGAACCUGGAGGGCGAUAAAUGACAAGGAUGUUAAGCUUAAAUGGGCUAGUGACUGUGACAGCAUGGAAUUCAAAUGAGGAGAUAGACAGAUGGGUCAGGGGAAAAAUAGAGAAUGUCCACUUGGGAGAGAUGAGGAUUCCUGUGCCACCACCCCGCUGACCAGAUGCUCUCGGGGUAUGCGAGAACACAUGGUCAGACGAGGAGAGAGCAGUAGGAGUAGCAGUGUUUUCAGUGGUAAUCCAUGUUUCCGUCAGCGCCAAGAAGUCGAGGGACUGGAGGGUAGCAUAGGCUGAGAUGAACUCUGCCUUGUUGGCAGCAGAACGGCAGUUCCAGAGGCUGCCUGAGACCUGGAACUCCACGUGGGUGGUGCGUGCAGGGACCACCAGGUUAGAGAGGCAGCAGCCACGCGGUGUGAGGCGUUUGUAUAGCCUGUGCGGAGAGGAGAGAACAGGGUUAGACAGAGGCAUAGUUGACAGGCUACAGAAAAUGGCUACAAUAAUGCAAAGGAGAUCGGAAUGAAAUUAACUAAACAUCUGGGAAAGGAGAGAGCGGGGCCUCCCUCACCAGCGGGGCCUCCCUCACCACAACAUCCAAAUAUAACUCUCCCAACUUCCACCUCAGAAACUAUAAUUUUUGUAAACUACAGCAGUUCAAUGUUUUGUAGGAAUAGACUAACUUAGUUUAUUCAGCUAGCUAACUUGGUACAGUAUUCUUCCGUGAAAAUCGUCCAGGGCACCUAGUCAUAAGACGCCACAGCCAGCUAGCAUGCCGGACUCCAACAACACGGUUUAGCACCAAUACUCGGCCACAACAAACCACCAGUGUGUCAACACGCCAAGCAGAUCAUUCGUGUCCGUGUCUAACGUUGUGGGUUAGUCCCGACAGCUUGAGCGAGUCCGUCGUCAACAUGACCAUACAGUACCAGACAAAUCUGAGUGUGUGCUUCAGCUGCCUGGAGUGCCAGAUGGGUGGGAUUUGCAUUGGUUCAGUUGCAUCAUGCGAGCACAGCUAAAAAGUAUUUGAAAGAUCUCAAAUGUUUUUACCCAGGUCCAGUACCAUAUACACUUCUGUUCAAAAGUUUUGGGUCACUUAGAAAUGUCCUUGUUUUCGAAAGAAAAGCAAUUUUUUUGUAGAUUAAAAUAACAUCAAAUUGAUCCGAAAUACAGUGUAGACACUGUUAAUGUUGUAAAUGGCUAUUGUAGCUGGAAACCGCUGAUUUAAUGGAAUAUCUACAUAGGCGUACAGAGGCCCAUUAUCAGCAACCAUCAGUCCUGUGUUCCAAUGGCACGUUGUGUUUGCUAAUCCAAGUUUAUCAUUUUAAAAGGCUAAUUGAUCAUUAGAAAACCCUUUUGCAAUUCUGUUAGCACAGCUGAAAACUGUUGUGCUGAUUAAAGAAGCAAUAAAACUGGCCUUCUUGAGACUAGUUGAGUAUCUGGAACAUCAGCAAUUGUGGGUUCGAUUACAGGCUCAAAAUGGCCAGAAACAAGGAACUUUCUUCUGAAACUCGUCAGUCUAUUCUUGUUCUGAGAAAUGAAGGCUAUUCCAUGCGAGAAAUUGCCAAGAAACUGAAGAUCUCGUACAACGCUGUGUACUACUCCCUUUACAGAACAGCGCAAACUGGCUCUAACCAGAAUAGAAAGAGGAGUGGGAAGCCCCUGUGCACAACUGAGCAAGAGGACAAAUACAGUAGUGUCUAGUUUGAGAAACAGACGCCUCACAGGUCCUCAACUGGCAGCUUCAUUAAAUAGUACCCGCAAAAAACCAGUCUCAACAUCAACAGUGAAGAGGCGACUCCGGGAUGCUGACCUUCUAGGCAGAGUUGCAAAGAAAAAGCCAUAUCUCAGACUGGCCAAUAAAAAGAAAAGAUUAAGAUGGGCCAAAGAACAUAGACACUGGACAGAGGAAGAUUGGAAAAAAGUGUUAUGGACAGACGAAUCGAAGUUUGAGGUGUUCGGAUAACAAAGAAGAACAUUUGUGAGACGCAGACCAAAUGAAAAGAUGCUGGAGAGUGCUUGAUGCCAUCUGUCAAGCAUGGUGGAGGCAAUGUGAUGGUCUGGGGGUGCUUUGGUGGUGGUAAAGUGGGAGAUUUGUACAGGGUAAAAGGGAUCUUGAAGAAGGAAGGCUAUCACUCCAGCCAAUUUCCUCCUACAACAGGACAAUGACCCAAAGCACAGCUCCAAACUAUUCAAUAACUAUUUAGGGAAGAAGCAGUCAGCUUGUAUUCUGUCCAUAAUGGAGUGGCCAGCACAGUCACCGGAUCUCAACCCUAUUGAGCUGUUGUGGGAGCAGCUUGACCGUGUGGUACGUAAGAAGUGCCCAUCAAGCCAAUCCAACUUGUGGGAGGUGCUUCAGGAAGCAUGGGGUGAAAUCUCUUCAGAUUACGUCAACAAAUUGACAACUAGAAUGCCAAAGGUCUGCAAGGCUGUAAUUGCUGCAAAUGGAGGAUUCUUUGACGAAAGCUUGAAGGACACAAUUAUUAUUUAUAUUUAAAAAUCAUUAUUUCUAACCUUGUCAAUGACUACAUUUUCCUAUGCAUUUUGCUAUAUUUCCUAUUCAAACUCAUUUAAUGUAUGUUUUAAUGGAAAACAAGGACAUUUCUAAGUGACCCCAAACUUUUGAGCGGUAGUGAACAUAUGUGUGCUUAUAUUCACUUUUCAAUUGUGCUCACUACUCAUUCAUGUGGGGUUUCAUUUGUAACACGUUUGUAACAUGCUGUGUCUUUUGAAAGAUAGUAAAAUGUUUGCAUUUUGUGGCAUGGAAUUAAUCUUUUUCCCAAAAUGUAGCAUGUCACAAACGGUAGCCCAUACAGUCUGUGUCGCAUCACUCUGUCAUUGUAAUAGGCAUGGUAACAGUAUUCGUGACUCUGUUAUAUUCUCCCCUACAGGUGGAGUGGAUGAGUGACAAGCUGAUGCGCUGCUUCGAAGACAAGCGCAACAACCCCUUCCAGUUCCGCCACCUGUCCCUCUGCCACAGCCUGGCCGACCUGGCCCGCGUGCCCAGCCCCAAGGUGGUGCUCUGCAGCCAGCCCGACCUGGAGUCUGGCUUCUCCCGCGAGCUCUUCAUCCAAUGGUGUCAGGACGCCAAGAACUCUGUGAUCCUUACCUACCGUACCACACCUGGCACCCUGGGCCGCUACCUCAUCGACAACCCCGGGGAGAAGAUGCUGGACCUGGAGGUGAAACUAUAAGAGAAGGCUUUAGGGAAGAAGAGCGGCCAUGUUGGCUCAGAGUUUUGGAUUGAUCUGUUUUAGUGCAGCGUGUCCAUAUGGCUCUUCCUGUCUCAACUCAAGCGUGGAAACAGCUUGAUGUGUCACACUGGCUUUCUCAACACCCCCCUUCCCCUUCAUUUAUUUUUCUUGUCAUGUUGACAGAUUAGGAAACGGGUGAAGCUGGAAGGCAGGGAGCUGGAAGAAUACCUGGAGAAAGAGAGAAUGAAGAAGGAAGCUGCCAAAAAACUUGAAGAAGAAAAAGAGUGAGUCACUGACACUUUCUUUAUUUCUGGCCUGUUCAUAUUUACAAUACUACAGCACUGUGAAUAAUAUUCUUCCAGGUGGGUUAGUGGUAUUGUUUAGCUGUUUUCUGUGUGUUUGUAUGUGUGCGCACAAAUUUAAUUUCAGUCAUUUAGUAGACGCUCUUAUACAGAGCAACUAACAGUGCAUCCAUUUUAAGGUAACUAGGUGAGACCACCACAUAACAGCACAGUUGGUGUCCAUGAAUGAAGAUGUGUUUGUCUUUGUGGUGACAAAACACAGCGAGAUUGUGCGUGUCUAAUAUAUUUGUGUCUAUCUCAGGGUGGACUUGGACUCGAGUGACGAGAGCGACAUGGAGGAUGACCUGGAGCUGCCAGCGGUAGUGAAGACCAAACACCACGACCUCAUGAUGAAGGGAGACGGCGUCCGCAAGGGCAGCUUCUUCAAACAGGCCAAGAAGUCCUACCCCAUGUUCCCCACCCACGAGGAGAGGGUCAAAUGGGACGAGUACGGGGAGAUCAUCAGGUACUGGAGUCAGUGAAGUAGUAUUAUGGAGCGAUCAUCAGGUUCUGGAGUCAGUGAACUAGUAUUAUGGAGCGAUCAUCAGGUUCUGGAGUCAGUGAACUAGUAUUAUGGAGCGAUCAUCAGGUUCUGGAGUCAGUGAACUAGUAUUAUGGAGCGAUCAUCAGGUUCUGGAGUCAGUGAACUAGUAUUAUGGAGAGAUCAGGUACUGUAGUCAGUGUACUAGUAUUAUGGAGAGAUCAGGUACUGUAGUCAGUGUACUAGUAUUAUGGAGAGAUCAGGUAACGUAGAAACCUUUUGGAUAAUGAGCUCUAGCUAUGCAUUGGAUUUGUUGUUGUAGCAGCUCCAGAUGAGGUCACACAAUAAGGUACUAAUGAAUGACUGUCUGUCUCCAGACCGGAGGACUUCCUGGUACCAGAGCUCCAGGCCACAGAGGAGGAGAAGAACAAGCUGGAGUCGGGCAUGGCCAACGGGGACGAACCCAUGGACCAAGACUCCUCAUCCAAAGUACCCACCAAGUGUACCUCCACUACAGAGAACCUAGAGAUCAAGUAAGUGGGCUCCACCCACCUAAAUGUAGAGCAGACGUAUUCAGAGCCUCUCACUGCACAAAUCAUUCUGAUAUAUAUUCUAAUGACUUACAAGGAAGGAAAAAUGUACGUUUGUGAUUUUAAUUAUACUUGUGGACAUGCCAAGACUAUAAAGUAAUUUUUUAUUUGCGCAAAAUAUGAAUAGUGCCUUAUUAUCUUUUUCUAAUAUGAUCCUAUAAAUAAUUGUUUUGACACACGUUUUAUCUUAAUAAUGCAUAUUUGAAAUAUUGAGAAAUGAUCAAUUCUGGUCUGAUCUUCCUGUGCAGAGCUAGAGUGACGUACAUCGACUACGAGGGCCGCUCGGACGGCGACUCCAUCAAGAAGAUCAUUAACCAGAUGAAGCCGCGGCAGCUGGUGAUCGUGCACGGGCCCCCCGAGGCCAGCCUGGACCUGGCCGAGUCCUGCAAGGCCUUCACCAAGGACAUCAAGGUCUACACGCCGAAGCUGCAGGAGACUGUAGACGCCACCAGUGAGACACACAUCUACCAGGUAGAAUGUCAUACAUAAGUCCAUGCUCAUGCAGGAUAUUUUUUGACAGAUUUUUUUUUACUAAUGCCCUGUGAAUAAUUGAAGCCAUUGAUAUAUAUUUUUAUGUUAUCACAAUUCACCAGUCAGAAAGUUGAUGUGCUUUAGUAACUGUUACUGUAACUAAUCAAACCCAGGUCAAGCCAUCUUAGAAUUCUGGACCAGACAAUGGAUCAAUUGUGUAUAAGGUUUAUAAUAAUAUUAUAAUAUAUGCCAUUUAGCAGACGCUUUUAUCCAAAGUGACUUCCAGUCAGGCGUGCAUAAAUAUUACGUAUGGGUGGUCCCGGGAAUCAAACCCACUAUCUUGGCGUUGCAAGCACCAUGCUUUACCAACUGAGCUACAGGAGCAGUUUAUUUGUGUGCAGAAACGUAUAGAAACAUGUAAACGUUGAGCUUAACCACUUUCUGUCGUAUGUACAUAAGAUGUUGUAUUCUUCUUCCCCAGGUGCGAUUGAAAGACUCACUGGUGAGCUCGCUGCAGUUCUGCCGCGCCAAGGACACAGAGCUGGCGUGGAUCGACGGUGUACUUGACAUGCGUGUGGUCAAGGUGGACACAGGCGUGCUGCCCGAGGAGGGCGUAGUGAAAGGCGAGGAGGUUGUUGAAGACAGCGAGCUGGCCAUGGACGUGACCCCUGCUGACCACGCCACAACGGACCAUAGCGUGGUUGCGCAGCAGCGCGCCAUGAAGACGUUGUUUGGCGAGGACGUGCGCGAGCCGUCAGAGGAGAGUGAUGUCAUCCCCACCCUGGAGCCCCUGCCCGCCCACGAGGUGAGAGAGAGCGCUGGCCCCAUGGGGAGAGGGAGAGAGAGCGCUGGCCCCAUGGGGAGAGGGAGAGAGAGCGCUGGCCCCAUGGGGAGAGAGAGCGCUGGCCCCAUGGGGAGAGGGAGAGAGAGCGCUGGCCCCGGGGGAGAGGGAGAGAGAGCGCUGGCCCCGGGGGAGAGGGAGAGAGAGCGCUGGCCCCGGGGGAGAGGGAGAGAGAGCGCUGGCCCCGGGGGAGAGGGAGAGAGAGCGCUGGCCCCGGGGGAGAGGGAGAGGGAGCGCUGGCCCCGAGGGAGAGGGAGCGCUGGCCCCGGGGGAGAGGGAGAGGGAGAGAGAGCGCUGGCCCCGGGGGAGAGGGAGAGAGAGCGCUGGCCCCGGGGGAGAGGAAGAGAGAGCGCUGGCCCCGGGGGAGAGGGAGAGAGAGCGCUGGCCCCGGGGGAGAGGGAGAGAUGCGCUGGCCCCAGAGGGAGAGCUGGCCCCCAGGGGGAGAGAGAGACAACAGAGUUGAUCCCAUGACUUUUUUAUUCAGAGGGGGAAAUGAUGGGUUCACCUUGUUGGUAAACAGAGAACAAUAGGAGAAUAGAAACAGAGAGCAGCAGAAUGGACAGGAAGGAAGCUAGCCUGUGGUUAAUUCAGCAAGAGAGAGAAGGGAGUGCACAGAUGUCAAUACAUCUUCAGCAUCUUAAUCUUUACCAAAACUAAGGUGAAAAUGUUAUGGUAAACAUUGUGAUCAACCACAUUUUGAUUUCCAUAUUUCAAAAUGAAUUAAUUAUAAUAUGGUCAAAACUAAUGAGAUCAGAAGCUGUGUAGUUGUGGUUGCACUUAUCCACAGAGAGUCAAACUGAUGUGAGAUCAGAUUUACCAGUAUAUUAACUGUAUGUUUGUUGUUCCACAGAGUGCAUUCAGUCCAACUGAUCUAAGAUCAGAGGUGCAUUCAACAAGGGAAAUAGUUUGCAAACGUUAGCUAACAUAUUCCAUUUACACUGAGCAAAAAUAUAAACGCAACAUGUAAAGUGUUGGGCCCAUGUUUCAUGAGCUGAAAUAAAAGAUUCCAGAAAUAUUCCAUACGCACAAAAAGCUUAUUCCUCUCAAAUGUUGUGCACAAAUUUGUUUACAUCCCUCUUAGUGAGCAUUUCUCCUUUGCCAAGAUAAUACAUCCACCUGACAGGUGUGACAUAUCAAGACGCUGAUUAAACAGCAUGAUCAUUACACAGGUGGACCCUGUGCUGGGGACAAUAAAAGGCCACUCUAAAAUGUGCAGUUUUGUUACAACACAAUGCCACAGAUUUCUCAAGUUUUGAGGGAGUGUGCAAGUGGCAUGCUGACUGCAGGAUGAUUGUCCACCAGAGCUGUUGCCAGAGAAUUGAAUGUAAAUUUCUCUACCAUAAGCCGCCUCCAACAAUGUUUACCAUAAGCUACCUUCAAUGUCCAACCGGCCUCACAACCACAGACCACGUUUAUGGCGUUGUGAGGGCGAGCGGUUUGCUGAUGUCAACGUUGUGAAGAGUGCCGCAUGGUGGCGGUGGGGUUAUGGUAUGGGCAGGCAUAAGCUACGAACAACGAACACAAUUGCAUUGUAUCGAUGGCAAUUUGAAUGCACAGGAAUACCGUGACAAAAUCCUGAGGCCCAUUUUUUUUUUUUACAUAUCUGUGACCAACAGAUUCAUAUCUGUAUUCCCAGUCGUGAAAUCCAUAGAUUAGGGCCUAAUGAAUUUAUUUCAAUUGACUGAUUUCCUCAUAUAAACUGUAACUCAGUAAAAUCUUUGAAAUUGUUGCAUGUUGCGUUUAAUUUUUUGAGACGGUAGUGUGCGACAAACGUGUCUGUUUCUGGUCUAAACUGCCGUUACAAAUAAUCAUGUAGUCAUGUAUAAGUAAUAGCAAAGUGAUUUACAGUUUGAUUAUUGCCUGUAAAAUGCCACAGUAAUCCUUACAAAAAAUGUGCUGUUCAAUGUUUUACCAUAACAUUUUGGAAUAUCCAUUCAAAUCGUUCAACUGAAAUUGUUACUAAGUAACAUGUUCGCCGCAAACAGAAGCCUUGUUAAACUCACCUCUGAUGUAUAGCGACUGUAUGGUUUUAGUUCCACAGAGUCCCAAUGGUCUGGGAUCAGGUGUAUAGAAAGAAGAUGUGGUUCUAAACCAUGCACACCCUGUCUAACUCACAGAUCCCAGGCCACCAGUCAGUGUUUAUCAACGAGCCGCGCCUGUCCGACUUCAAGCAGGUGCUGCUGAGGGAGGGCAUUCAGGCUGAGUUUGUGGGAGGAGUGCUGGUGUGUAACAACAUGGUGGCUGUCCGCAGGGUGAGUUUUCCAUCCGUCUGUCACCCCCCCCCCCCAACACACAGUAUGGUUAUUCAUUCAGCUCUGUAUUCAUUCUGCACCAACUCAGUGGCCUUGUGGUUAGUGUCUGCCCUGAGGUUGGGAGUUCGAUCCUCGGCCGAGUCAUACCAAAGUCUCUGCUUGGCACUCAGCAUUAAGGAGAUAGAUUGGGGGUAAGGCCCUGUGAUAGACUAGCGUCCUGUCCAGGGGGUGUACAUGAACAUCAAGCUGCCACGCUACACAAAUAGGAGAUAGGCUCCUGCUCACUAGCCAAGGCUCCUUCCAUUCAGCUCUCUUGACAGCAUAAGCCAACCCCUUCCCUGACCUGCUACAUGAGAAAGGGUAAAUAAACCCAAAGGGUGCAUGGGGUGGCCUGUUUGUCAACAAAAUGACCUAUUGUAUAUGUACAGUGGGGAGAACAAGUAUUUGACACACUGCCGAUUUUUGCAGGUUUUCCUACUUACAAAGCAUGUAGAGGUCUGUAAUUGUUAUCAUAGGUACACUUCAACUGUGAGAGACGGAAUCUAAAACAAAAAUCCAGAAAAUCACAUUGUAUGAUUUUUAAAUAAUGAAUUUGCAUUUUAUUGCAUGACAUAAGUAUUUGAUCACCUACCAACCAGUAAGAAUUCCGGCUCUCACAGACCUGUUAGUUUUUCUUUAAGAAGCCCUCCUGUUCUCCACUCAUUACCUGUAUUAACUGCACCUGUUUGAACUCGUUACCUGUAUAAAAGACACCUGUCCACACACUCAAUCAAAGAGACUCCAACCUCUCCACAAUGGGCAAGACCAGAGAGCUGUGUAAGGACAUCAGGGAUAAAAUUGUAGACCUGCACAAGGCUGGGAUGGGCUAAAGGACAAUAGGCAAGCAGCUUGGUGAGAAGGCAACAACUGUUGGCGCAAUUAUUAGAAAAUGGAAGAAGUUCAAGAUGACGGUCAAUCACCCUCGGUCUGGGGCUCCAUGCAAGAUCUCACCUCGUGGGACAUCAAUGAUCAUGAGGAAGGUGACGGAUCAGCCCAGAACUACACGGCAGGACCUGGUCAAUGACCUGAAGAGAGCUGGGACCACAGUCUCAAAGAAAACCAUUAGUAACACACUACGCCGUCAUGGAUUAAAAUCCUGCAGCGCACGCAAGGUCCCCCUGCUCAAGCCAGCGCAUGUCCAGGCUGUCUGAAAUUUGCCAAUGACCAUCUGGAUGAUCCAGAGGAGGAAUGGGAGAAGGUCAUGUGAUCUGAUGAGACAAAAAUAGAGCUUUUUGGUCUAAACUCCACUCGCCGUGUUUGGAGGAAGAAGAAGGAUGAGUACAACCCCAAGAACACCAUCCCAACCGUGAAGCAUGGAGGUGGAAACAUCAUUCUUUGGGGAUGCUUUUCUGCAAAGGGGACAGGACGACUGCACCGUAUUGAGGGGAGGAUGGAUGGGGCCAUGUAUCGCGAGAUCUUGGCCAACAACCUCCUUCCCUCAGUAAGAGCAUUGAAGAUGGGUCGUGGCUGGGUCUUCCAGCAUGACAACGACCCGAAAACACACAGCCAGGGCAACUAAGGAGUGGCUCCGUAAGAAGCAUCUCAAGGUCCUGGAGUGGCCUAGCCAGUCUCCAGACCUGAACCCAAUAGAAAAUCUUUGGAGGGAGCUGAAAGUCCGUAUUGCCCAGCGACAGCCCCGAAACCUGAAGGAUCUGGAGAAGGUCUGUAUGGAGGAGUGGGCCAAAAUCCCUGCUGCAGUGUGUGCAAACCUGGUCAAGACCUACAGGAAACAUAUGAUCUCUGUAAUUGCAAACAAAGGUUUCUGUACCAAAUAUUAAGUUCUGCUUUUCUGAUGUAUCAAAUACUUAUGUCAUGCAAUAAAAUGCAAAUUAAUUACUUAAAAAUCAUACAAUGUGAUUUUCUGGAUUUUUGUUUUAGAUUCCGUCUCUCACAGUUGAAGUGUACCUAUGAUAAAAAUUACAGACCUCUACAUGCUUUGUAAGUAGGAAAACCUGCAAAAUCGGCAGUGUAUCAAAUACUUGUUCUCCCCACUGUAUCUAACUUGAAUUUAAUUGAAAAGCAAUUCUUAUUUAUUUACAAGAAUGCUCCGGGGAAGGAACGAUGACGCGGAAACGACACCAUCAAUUUUAUUCAGAGUUGGCGAUUAGCAGUAUGCAGUCUGAAGAGCCAAGACUUUAACCUAUGUGCCAACAAACCAUUUCUGUUUGUGUACAAAAGUCAGCACCACUCAAUCUCCAUUUCGCAUCUACUUGUGACCCCUCUAACCCUAGUCUCCUCUCCUCUCCUGUACAGACGGAGGCUGGGCGCAUCGGCCUGGAGGGAUGCCUAUGUGAUGACUACUAUAAGAUACGUGAGCUGCUCUAUCAGCAGUAUGCUGUGCUGUAGGAGAGAGGAGGAGCAGAGAUGGUGUCAGCCAUGACAGUAUCACACAGACAUUCCGUUAGGAGGAGAAGGGAUGGAGAGGAGAGAGGACUAUUACCCAGAGGACCACGGGGUUCUAGGUGUUCUCCACACACAGGCUACCUGAGCUCCCCUCCGGAGUCUCUCCAGCUGUUUGACUUCCAACCGCAAUGUUGAUUUGUCCUUUUUUCCCCCCUUUAAAAAUCUGUUUACUGUUAUGUUUGUUGUGCGUCUUUCCCCCCCGCAGUGAGAGACAGAUGGGCUCUUCUGGAGUGACCUCUUGAUGCGAACACAUGAUGUGCGAACGAACGAUAACCCUUAGGGUCAUUUUUACCUCUCCUCAAGCCCCCUCGGCUCUGGACUAGACUGGCUGGCGAGGCGAAAGCUCACCACUGGAGAGUCCCAACAUCGUUCCACAUAGGCUGGAAUGGUUUAUCAGUGUAUCUGUUUUUUUUGUUUCUCAUUAAAGCUGCAAUAUGUAACUU
Coregonus sp. 'balchen' is the source of this 17961-nucleotide messenger RNA. NCBI's taxonomy places the organism in Eukaryota, Metazoa, Chordata, Actinopteri, Salmoniformes, Salmonidae. The record is from the annotation of a GenBank genome assembly.